AUAUAAACAACCUGAUUCUAUUGCCGUCAUCGCAUCUACAUUUUCAAACCAGUUCCACGACUCGAGAGCCUGAGCUUGUCAAACGCCACUGUUCCGAUACAAAACUGAGUUGUAUCGAAAUGCGAGCAAUAUUCUCAAUUCAAGUUUAAGUGACGCCGCAGCUUUUAUAUUCCGCAAGUUUUGUGCCGAUGUCGCGACGGUCUCGAGGAAGCAACACAUGGGAGGUGCGUGCAUCGACGUUGGCUCGCAAUACCCAUAACCUGAUAAGGGACAUCGUCGAGAACCUUCAGGUAGAGCCGAACCCUGAGAAGCAGCUCAUAGCCCUUUCAGUCGGUGAUCCGACAACUUUUGGAAAUCUUAACCCUCCCGAGCAAGUACUGCAAGCUGUUCGGGAGAGUAAUGAAUGGCUUAGCAGUCGCAGUUAUGGCCCUGCAAAGGGACACAUCGAAGCCAGGGUGGCCGUAGCGCAGUACAGUGCCCACCAGGGAGACAUUUCACCCGAAGACGUCGUCCUGUGCAGUGGGUGCUCACAUGCAAUAGAACUUGCUAUCACAGUGAUCGCCGACUCAGGACAAAAUGUAUUGGUUCCCCGUCCUGGCUUCAUGAUAUACAAGACUGUCGCUGAAGGAUUAGGCAUUAAUAUCAAACAUUAUGACUUAUUGCCAGAUCAACAAUGGAAGAUAGAUCUCGAGGAUCUAGAGAACCAGAUAGACGACGACACUGCCGCUAUCGUCGUAAUAAAUCCUUCGAAUCCUUGCGGUUCAGUAUAUGACAAGGGGCAUCUAUACGAAAUACUUGAUAUAGCAUCGAGGAACCACGUGCCCAUCAUCGCUGAUGAAAUAUAUGAACAUUUUGUGUUCUCAAAUCAUGAAUUCACUGCACUAUCAGCUUUAUCGGUAGACGUUCCGAUACUAACAUGUGGUGGCCUUACGAAAAGGUUUUUGGUACCUGGCUGGCGCAUGGGAUGGGUCAUUAUCCACGACAGACACAAUAUAUUCGGAAAAGAAGUUCGUCAAGGUUUGUCAAAUUUGGCGACUAGAAUUUUAGGGCCAAACACAUUAAUACAGAGGGCAUUACCAGCGAUCCUUACAUGCACACCACAGAGCUUUUUCGACGAAGUUGUGUUAUUUAUAGAGAACCAGGCGAAACUGGCCUUUGAUGAACUACGAUGUGCUCCUGGUUUGCGUCCUAUAAUGCCACAGGGUGCAAUGUAUAUGAUGAUUGAGAUCAAGCUGUCACUGUUUCCAAACUUCAAGAAUGAACUACAAUUUGUUGAACGCCUGGUAGCCGAGCAGUCGGUGUUUUGCUUACCUGGACAGUGUUUUGCCUAUCCAAACUUUAUGAGGAUUGUGUUGACUGUGCCUGAAGAUAUACUGCGAGAGGCUUGCAAGAGAAUGAUACUCUUCUGCAAAGACCACAUCGUAUCGAGGGAGACCAUCAAGGAAAUUGAGAGUGAUAUAGUAACUGUACCAAAUGACAAUGAAGUCAUCUGUGACAACGGUACUGCACACGUUGCUUAGAAUAAUGUGUUUUGCUUAUAAUAGUUAAUAAUUGCCAUUUAUUAUAAAAUAAAUGGUCCCUAUGUGCCUACGAAGAUAGUUUUAUAAAACUGCAUGUCGUAGUUAUGUUACAUCAAAAUGCUAAUUAGAAGUGGGGUUAACUUUCCAAAGAAUAGUGUUUGAUGGUAUUGGAACUAAAAUUAGGAUGUAGAGUUCAUAAUUUUGAAUAUUUACCGUAGUUAUUCCAAAACUGCAACAAAAACACUGGUUCAGCUUUUGUUGUAAUGAAAAAAACUAAUGUAUAUGAACAGUGCCAUAUUUUUUAUUGUUAAUCACUGUAGGAUUUACAUUCCAAAUUAUCAUGUUUGUAGUUUGUUUACUGUUGUCUCUUUCCUACAAUAUGAUAAACUGGUAAUGGUGUUAUGUGAUGUCAGUGAUUGCAUAUGCAUAACGCACUCACCCAGUGCAUGGGAAUCACGCCACGUCAAAUGGUGAAACGUAAAACCUACGGUAUUUUCCGCCAACAUAAAUAAACAUGCGUAAAAUAAUUAACAAUUUAAUGAAUUCUGCAGAUUACUUGGAAACUGGUGUAAUAUAACUAAUAUGUGCAUAAUUUUACAAGUUGUAACUAAGUAGAGAUGAAUUUGUGGUUACCCUUUUGUUUAUGUAAAUAAAAAUAUUAUAAAAUA
Messenger RNA from Spodoptera frugiperda (fall armyworm), 2188 nucleotides. Its product is annotated as tyrosine aminotransferase. Gene Ontology annotation, biological process: biosynthetic process; aromatic amino acid metabolic process. Gene Ontology annotation, molecular function: L-tyrosine:2-oxoglutarate transaminase activity; pyridoxal phosphate binding. NCBI's taxonomy places the organism in Eukaryota, Metazoa, Arthropoda, Insecta, Lepidoptera, Noctuidae. The transcript has 5 exons. The coding region runs from base 189 to 1520 and encodes 443 amino acids. The record is from RefSeq and is a predicted model, not a curated record.